Malassezia globosa CBS 7966 is the source of this 2040-nucleotide messenger RNA. RefSeq lists its product as uncharacterized. Bases 1 to 2040 code for a protein of 679 amino acids. NCBI's taxonomy places the organism in Eukaryota, Fungi, Basidiomycota, Malasseziomycetes, Malasseziales, Malasseziaceae. The transcript has a single exon. The record is from RefSeq and is a predicted model, not a curated record.
AUGAGUGGCGAGCGUGUGCGGGAGUCUUUGUAUGCGUUUCGGCAGCCCCAAACGAAACCUCAUCUCGCCUUAGGCCACGGGUAUAGCCCUAACACGUCCAAAUCGGUCUUGUAUACUGAAAAGCCUCACAGUUUCAGCACGCCUUCCCUUGUCCGUAUUGCCUCCGCAUCGCCGCUGCCGCAAAGAGCUGUGACUCCCACGCAGCCAUCUCCCACACGCCGGGCAACUCCUUUGCAACCCCUACACGACACGCCAACGUCUUCCUCGCCUGGCGGUUGGAUUCGGCGUUUGCGAAAAUCGCGGAGUGCCACCACAUUGUCGUCACGCAAAUGGAAUUCCAAGCCAAGGUCGCCUGCGCCGCAGAGUGCAAAUAAAUCUACGCGUGCUUCCCCCAUUGAGUCGCAAAUACAAACGCCCAGUCGAAUGCCUACCAAUGAUUCUAUUCCAGGGUCGUCUCAGCGUGCGACAACGCGCAGUAUUCCCAGCUGUGAUCUCUCUUUGAGCCCUGCAAGUUCUCUGCAUCAACUUUCCUAUUCGAUGGAACCAAAUGUGUCAUUGGGCAAUACAAACGGCAACGUGGGCUUGUCACGCCCUUCUCAAGAUGUCAUGCAAUACGGCGUGGAUUGUGACACGUCACAUAUGAGUUUCAACAACUCUACCAUGUCACCUACCUCGUCUCUGGUGGAGGAAGAACCUCGUCCUGCAUUUUCUUCAUCGCAAACGCCUGAAGCUGAUGAAUUGUUUGGGGCCACGACACAUGGCGUCAAUGUCAUGAAGCCGAACAGGCCAUCUAAGGCGUCUAUUUCCAACGCACUUUUACUCGAAGAUCUACCACGACUUCCAUACAAGCAAACAUCCUCGUAUGCACGCAAAUCCUGGACAGAUCCCGCCGCGCGUCAAAGGGCAGGCUCUGAACCGUCUAUUAAUGACUUGAAAAGCGUGUCUCCGAUGGCACCACGUGUUGUAUGUGUGGAUCAAGCGUCCUCAUCCCAAGUUUCGCCUCUACAUCGCGGCGUUCCCCUGACAAUAAGCUCGCCGCAUCUUAAACAUUCGCAGGAGGUGCCAUCGCCCACGUCAACUGUUUCGCCUGAACGUCAGUGUUUGUUUAAUGUAACGCCCAGUCCCUCUACCGACUUUGAUUCCUCGAAGUGCGCGCCCGAUCCAUUUGCUCGUCGCUUACCUGUGAGACCACAGUCCCCGGCAAACGAUCCAUUCAUCUCUUUCUCACCGCAUAGAGACCAUGAUGGCUCUGGAGCAGAUCAGUUGCCAUCAAAUGUCACGCCCGCGACUGAAAACACACUUAGAAGACCAUCUUGUGACCAAAUCCGUGAACCGCCGUUGGUACCGGGCAGACGAAAUGACUCACAAUCUGAAGCAUCGACGACAGCCUCCAUGUCGCGUCAAGAGUACUUGCGGCCUUCGUUCCAAACGUCAGGUGAUCCAUCUUCGUCUCCUUCUACAUCGACAAGCGUCCACAUGACGCCAGUGGAUUUCGAGCACGCUGCACCCAUUCAUAUUGAUGAUAUGCUUCAGAGUGCAUUGAAUGAGGCGUCGACUUCAGCCACUAGCACCCCUGCUGGGUUUUCAGACCGGAAAAUUGCGCCAACAAACUCAGGAACAUCGUCAAACCCGAAAACGCACUUGGCUCAUAAUGGAUCAUCAGAGGCGGACAAAGAACUCUCACCACCGUCACCAACAUCUACCAAGGCGACUAAUCCGAUCGACAGUAUGUCAAUAAGAAUUGAACAAUUUCAGGCCCAACAAGCGUCACUACGUGGUUCUAUUGAGUCAUCAAAAAUGGAAAUUGUUCGGCUCCGUGAACAAAUCCGGGCUUUUCGCAAGGAAGUUGGCGGCGAAUGCGAUGUGGAUAGUGCCGCGCUAUCGAAUGCGCAUGCGGACAAGGGUGGUUCUGAUUUAUUACCAUCUCCGUCUUCUCUAACACCUGGUCAACAUCUUCGUCUACGCGAUAGCCUUUCGUCGAUGGAUGACCUUGACCGGCGCCUGUCUGACAUGUUGGCGAGCCAUGCCACUGUUACUUGA